ACGGGAUUCGCCCACGAUUCCGAACCCCAGUUGCCCGACAUUCGCUCGGGUAAAUGCUUGUUUCCCAGCUAGUACUUACAAAAAGAAGUAUUACGGUUUAAGUUUGCUAUAUAAUUACUAAAUAGUUGUUGCCUUCAACCGCCAUCUCCUCUCCUCCAUAUACUUCUAGGACUCCUUUCUUAUACCCCGUCUCUAGUGCUUGCGUGCAGUUUAGACAUGACCGCCACUAAAGUUCUUCCAGAAUGCUGGGGUCAUCGUGGAGCUUCAGCAGCUUUCCCCGAGAACACGCUCGCCAGCUUUGAAGCCGCCAUUAGUGAUGGGGCAGAUGGCAUCGAGAGCGACGUUCACGUAUCGUUGGACGGUGUCGUCGUCAUGUUCCACGACCCGGACUUAGAGAGGACCACCGGAUCAAAAGGCUUAAUUAGGGAACGCGAUUGGCACGGCAAAGAUGGGAUGGAACACCUUCGUACAAUCAAACAACCUCAACAAUGUAUCCCCACGUUCGUGCAGACUAUUGCUCUUUUGAUGAAACCCGAGAACCAGCAUGUCAAGUUUAACGUUGACGUCAAAGUUCAGAAUGACCCAGACCGCCUCUUCUUGCUCAUGCAUGAUGUUAUCUCAGCGCAGCCUGAGUGGAGGACGAAACUAGCUCCCCGUAUUUUACUGGGCCUUUGGCAUCCGCGUUUCGUGGCGUUUGCGAAAGCGAGGUUGCCAUAUUGCAGGCGCUCACACAUUGGCUCGAGCCUUUCGAUUGCGCGGAAAUACUUCUGGGAUGGCGUAGAAGUGUUUUCAAUGUCGUUCGCCUCAUUGACCACUUCUGAUGGCCAGAAGUUCCGAAAUGAAUGCAAGACUGCGGGCAAGAAGAUUAUGGUGUGGACAGUGAACGAGCCGGAGCACAUGAUGGAGGCUGUACGAUGGGACAUCGAUGUCAUCAUCACGGACGUGACGAAGAAGUGGCUUGCACUGCGUGCCGCUCUUCAAGUCGAUUACGACUCCAUUCUGUCGCAUUACAGCCGAUGGUUCCUCUGGACGAAUUGGAAGUUUUAUCUGCCGCCUGUCUUGCUAAAUAGAGCUGCAAGAUUGUACCUCGAAGGUGGUGCAGGUCCACUCGACAAUUUUGCAACACCCGAGGCGUCUGCGACUGUUGUGGCUUGAAGGAUUCUCGAAGAUUGAUUGCAUUUACCAUUUUCUUAUGUCCGCGUUUCACGUAGCGUUAAUACCUCCAUUAUGUGUCCAUUACUUCAUUAUUUGGGUUGAAUGUAUAGAAUUAGAUAUCCGGUGAUUAGUACUGCUGUUUGCCAGACGAUUGCACGAUGGAUAAGUAGAAUUUGUGGUCGCAUGCUUGUAUACGUCAAUGCUAUAUCAAUUAUUGUGA
Suillus paluster is the source of this 1375-nucleotide messenger RNA. RefSeq names its product PLC-like phosphodiesterase. The coding region runs from base 217 to 1155 and encodes 312 amino acids. Gene Ontology annotation, biological process: lipid metabolic process. Gene Ontology annotation, molecular function: phosphoric diester hydrolase activity. NCBI's taxonomy places the organism in Eukaryota, Fungi, Basidiomycota, Agaricomycetes, Boletales, Suillaceae. The transcript is spliced from 10 exons. The record is from RefSeq and is a predicted model, not a curated record.